AAAUAAUAAUCUAUAAAAAAGAUAAUCUUAUUAGUUAAAAUCAUUUAAGAAUGGUCUUUGGCCGUCUCUCAACUUGGUGAAAUUUUAUUUCAUAUCACAAGGCCUCUUCUUGAAGAUGUUUUUAAAAAAAAUAGUUCGAACAAGUCUUGACAUCCUGUGCUGUUCUCAAUUUUUUGCAAUUGCCAAAAUAAUACAAAGUACUGAAGAACUCAUAAAAAAAUUAAAAAAAUGACAGACCAAACCAGUGAGAAUGGUGAAUUUCAUCUCCACACAAUAAUUGACGAUUGGAGACAGUCAAUUUACAGGUUGAAGGUAUUGUGUUAAGAUGGUGGGGCGUGUCUCCAUGGGUACGCGUUAAAAAUAAUCGUCAGACAGACAGAGGGGAGCGCUGGUGGUGGGAGCGGCCUGUGCAGGAUUGGCCCAGCCGUCGGUCGGUCGGUCGUUGCAUGCCUGUCGGCCCUGGCCCCCCCUGCAACACCAGUCAGUCACGAGCCGACCGUUCAAUCCUGGAGACGAUCACAGAAAUGGACAGCGUGAGGCUGAUCGAUCUUAUCCAGCCGCAGGAACCGCUUUGGAACCCAAAAAAUCCAUUCUACCACAACAGGGAAAAGAAAAAUAUGCUUUGGACAUACAUUGCCGCAGAAAUGGGUUUCACACGUGAGGCGGUCAAAACGAAAUGGUGCAGUCUGAGAGAUUCGUUCAGGAGGGAGUUGAAAAAAAGGAGCGAUCCGGAUCACACGGGCCAAGGCUGGUCAUUGUUUGAGAAAAUGUCAUUUUUGACGAACGUCAGCGGCAUCCAGAAAGACUUUAACGACUACAGCUUCUCUCAACCGUCGAUGAACAGCCAUCAGUUCGGCGAGUACAUCGCGGAACCCGAACCGUCGACGUCCGACCAACUUUCCAUAGACGUAACCCAAGAGGAGCAAGACAACAUACCGAAGGAAAUGUACAUGCCUCCGUACGGCACGUCGAACCUCUACAAUAAGAUGAUGGUGACCAAGAGACUUCGGAAGGAGCAGAAGAAGGACGAGGACUACCACUUCCUUAUGAGUCUGUUCAGCUCGUUGAAAAGGAUACCCGCUCAAAGGAAACUAGAGGCCAGGAUCAAAAUGAUGCGGGUCGUCUCGGAGAUGCUGCAAGAAGCUCCGCCCAGACGGCAGAACGUUCCGCCUGCCAGCGAAACGGAAACGGACUUGCCUACAUCAAAUUUUUCCCAAUCACCCAUCGUUAAAGAAGAGUGCAUGUUUAUAAAUAGUCCUUAAAUAAAAGUUUGUGUAAAUAGUCAUGGCAACAGAAAAAGAGGCGUUCUCGCCAUUAUUUGCAUCCUUAAUGAAAGAAAGAAUCUUUCACCAUUUUGUUCAUGAAGGAAAAUUUCUUUAGCUUGUUUUGGUAUAGAAAAUGAAGAAGAAUGAUAAUCGUCUUCGACUAUUUCCUUUUUAAAAAUAUUUACUGGUGUUACCAACCAUCCAGAGAUUUUGUUUAGGUUUAAUCCCUCCUGUUCCCCCUUUCAUGAAAUAUUCAGUUUUUCUUUUCCGUUACGUUAGUUCCCCUCACGAUUUACUCAUUUUCAUAAAUAUAUGUAUAUAGAGAAGUUAUACAACACAUAAACAUAUGAAACAUAGGUUGAGUUAAUUUUAGACGCACAAAAGAGGAAAAAGGAUUAGUUGCGUUCUGAUGGGAUUUGACUCACCUAUGCUUUCUCUAUGUAAAAUCAAAGUGAGUCAGAUUUCAACAUAGGAAAAAGUGCGUUCUGUUUAUGUUAAUUUUGUUUUCUUCUGGUAAAAGUUCUACUAUAUUUCUCCUGAUGUUUACCAUUACAGUUCAUCAUUAUUCUUCUAAUUCAGAGAUUUAGAAUUUUAUUAUUAAUUCUCUUCUCAUUAAGUUUACAAUAAAUUAACUUCAUUAGAUUCAAUGGUGAGUGUAAAAUUGAUUUUUAUUAAACGAAAAGAAAUUGAUUAGUGUCUAAAAAAUAAUUUUAUAUUUUACAUCGUUUUUAAUUGCCUUUUAUUGUGUCAAUAUUGUGUAAUUUAGUUUGUUAUAAAAACUGAUUUUUAUUAGAAUUAAAUGAAUCACGAGAAUGUUCUCAAUAAUUUGUUUGUUAAAAAAAAUUUAUUUAAAAUUUAUGAAAAUAUAAAAAUCUAAAAAGAAAGGUCGGUCAAAUUUAAGCGAUUGCAAAUAGAAAAACGACUGACAAAUUACAAACAUAAAAACAAUGGAGGUUUUCAUGAAAUGGAUUUUCUCCAAUGGUGCGUCGAAAUCUGACACACCUAUGUUUGUAACAUGGGGAAAGCACAUGUACGUCAGAUUUGAACGCAACUAAAGCUUUUUCUCUAUGGUGCGUUUAAAACUGACUCACCAUGUAUAUAAUAUGUAUAUACCUGGAGAUAAAAAGACGUCUUCGACCGUGAUGUCGAUAGUGACUGAGGCGGGAAAGACAAGAGGACGAAGGAAAAAGUAGAGUAGUGAAGGGCAGUGUGACACAUGGCGUGUCAGCCUAAGUUUUGUCUGUAUAUUUGUGUGAAUAAUAAAAGAACUUUUUAGUUUCGUUCA
This is a messenger RNA of Cimex lectularius (bed bug), 2550 nucleotides long. RefSeq lists its product as uncharacterized. Gene Ontology annotation, biological process: regulation of transcription by RNA polymerase II. Gene Ontology annotation, cellular component: nucleus; transcription regulator complex. The record is from RefSeq and is a predicted model, not a curated record. Gene Ontology annotation, molecular function: DNA binding. The transcript is spliced from 4 exons. Bases 447 to 1262 code for a protein of 271 amino acids. Lineage: Eukaryota; Metazoa; Arthropoda; Insecta; Hemiptera; Cimicidae.